This is a messenger RNA of Paramacrobiotus metropolitanus, 2053 nucleotides long. RefSeq lists its product as uncharacterized. Gene Ontology annotation, molecular function: FAD binding; oxidoreductase activity. The record is from RefSeq and is a predicted model, not a curated record. Bases 218 to 2053 code for a protein of 611 amino acids. Lineage: Eukaryota; Metazoa; Tardigrada; Eutardigrada; Parachela; Macrobiotidae. The transcript has 5 exons.
UAUGUGCAGCAGUUUUCACAUUUCGCGCGCUAAAAUGACAUCCUACAGUAGCGUUCGAUCAUAACGAAUAGCCGUUUGACCGUAAACUGUAAAACAGCAUCAUUUGUGAUCGUGGAAACGAGAUAGAAAACAUCCUUCACAGAUUUACUGGUUUAGCGGACUAAUAAUGCACUAAAACUGUAAAAACUCGUUUUGUGCGUAACGGUUUGCCCGCAUAAUGCCCGCAAGUGCGAUGUGGACACUGGAAUCGGUGCUGGUGUGGACCAGCGCGGCUUUCAUCACAGCCCAAGAUUACUUUGGCCCAAAUGGAGCAUCGACGGCGAAAUGCCGGUGCCUUCCUGGUGAUUCUUGUUGGCCAAGUGUCGAUCAGUGGAAUACGCUGAAUACUACUAUAGGCGGUCGUCUGUUGAUACCACAUCCGACAGGAUAUCAAUGUUAUGGUGGGCCCGGCUACAACUCCCACGACUGUCAGCAAAUCCAGAAAUACUACAACCGCCCGGGUUUUCUUCUCAAUAAACCCGGCAGCAUGCAGGCGUUUAAUUGGGAAGAUUUGGGCGAACAGCGGUGUGCGCUGGAAGCGUCCAAUGACUGGGACGCUGUCUGUCAAGCAGGCCGUACUCCGGCGUACGGAGUGGAGGCGCACACAGUGGAUGACAUCCAGAAAGCACUGGCGUUUGCCAGUCAGCAUAAUCUGCGCAUUGUGGUCAAGACGACCGGGCACGAUUACUUUGGGCGUAGUACCGCGCCAGGAGCGCUGAUGCUAUGGUUGAGAAAUUUCCAAGGUGGACUGGAGACGAAAACUGGAUUUACGCCCAACGGUUGUGACGCCAGCGGUCAGUUAACGGAGCCGGUCAUCACGGUAACCGGUGGAAAAACCUGGGAUGAUGUUUAUGCAAAGGUUGACCAAGAUUUUAACGGAAAAUACUGCAUCGUUGCUGGUUUCUGUUUUGACAUCGCGGCAGCCGGUGGCUACACCCUGGGUGGUGGCCAUAGCGUCCUCUCGCCCUCUUUCGGUUUGGCGGUGGAUAAUGUCUUGGAAAUGACCAUGGUGACCGCGAGUGGAAAGCUGGUGACCGCCAACGCCUGCCAGAACAAAGAUCUCUUCUGGGCGUUAUGCGGCGGAGGCGGUGGCACCUUUGGCGUCCUUACCUCCGUUACUUACAAGUUGCAUUCUGUUCCUAGUGGUUUCAACGCGUACUCCGUUCAAGUUGUGGAUCAGAACAAGACGGGCAAUUUAAACCCAAUACAGGUGGAGAGUAUUAUUGAAGUCUUAGCAAGGCGGACAGCGGAUUUAGAUAACAUCGGCUGGGGCGGGUAUAUGCUGUUUAAUCCGGCGUAUGGGUUUGUUGUGAUGCUGCUAGUUCCAGCUGAUAAAGCCAAUGCUUUAGAUCAAGCGAAGGCGUUAAAGAAUGAGCUUGUAGGAAUGCAAGCCGCAUCGGGAUUCUUAGUGAUGCCGUUUGCGAACCUUGGAACCUUCUCGCAGCACUACGAUCACUUCGAUGACUGGCGCUCGUGGACGGACACGAUCGGAGUCUUUGACGGCUUCUACUCCGGUGUCCGCAUUGCUCUAGGCACCCGCCUCAUCCCGGCGGCUGCCUUAACACAUUCCCGUAGCGCUGCACAAACCCUAAUGGCCGGUGUACAGAAAAACGGCUUCGCCGCUGGUUUCGUCGCCACCAUGGUAGCCGGCAGUGGAGUACGCAGCCGCGAUCCACAGGCACUCGAGACAUCCGUGACACCGGCGUGGCGCAAGGCCGCCUGGCAUUGUUAUCUGUUCACCGGAUGGGAUGCGACGACGUCCAAUGCGGAUAUUGCGGCACGGACGGACGUGCUGAACAGCGGGGUUCAAGUGUGGCGGGAGGGGUUUCCCGACUCGGGAGUGUACUUCAACGAGGGGUUCACUGAGGAGCCCAACUGGCAGCAAGCGUUCUGGGGGAGUAAUUAUGAGCGGCUGCUGGGAAUUAAGAAAACAGUGGAUCCGAAUGGAAUGUUUGUAUGCAGCACUUGUGUGGGCAGCGAACUGUGGGAUAAGAGCGGCAACUGUCGCGUAUAA